CAGCACAGCACCACCACCACCACUACAACCACCAUCACCACCAUCACCACUACUACAACCACCACUACUACAACCACCACCACCACCACCACCAUGAAGACACUGGUCGUACUCUCCUGCCUACUGGCCCUCACGACUGCUAGGAUGGCCUACGUGUUGUCGUCGGGGUACGAGGAGGUCGUCGGGCAGGUCGUACAAGGCUUCAGCUGUGAGGGUCGUCCCUAUGGCUACUACGCCGACGUUGAUAACGCUUGUCGACUCUUCCAUGUCUGUGUGCCCAUCUAUGACGACCAGGGGCAGAUCACCACCGUGGACCAGUUCACCUUCAUGUGCGGUAAUCAGACCAUGUUUAGCCAGGAGUCACUCACCUGUACCAGCUCCGUGGAUUCCUUCCCCUGUAACGAGGCGCCGACUCUCUACGAUCUCGUCAACUCCGAGUUCGGCAGAAUCCCUGAAGGAGAGAGUAGGAGGUAGAGGAGGCGCUGACGGGGCGCUUCUGUUGUGAGACCAUGAGACAAAUGUGUUUGUUUAUGUAUGUAUCAAUGGUGUGUGUAUACAUGUAAGGAAUAUGUAUAUUUUGACAUACAGAUGGCACAUAAUACAUGAACGUACACAUACAUACAUACAAAUAAACAUACAAGUGUAAAUAAAAGAGAAAAU
Messenger RNA from Homarus americanus (American lobster), 660 nucleotides. RefSeq lists its product as uncharacterized. The record is from RefSeq and is a predicted model, not a curated record. The transcript is spliced from 2 exons. NCBI's taxonomy places the organism in Eukaryota, Metazoa, Arthropoda, Malacostraca, Decapoda, Nephropidae. Gene Ontology annotation, cellular component: extracellular region. Gene Ontology annotation, molecular function: chitin binding. The coding region runs from base 94 to 474 and encodes 126 amino acids.